This is a messenger RNA of [Torrubiella] hemipterigena, 2002 nucleotides long. NCBI's taxonomy places the organism in Eukaryota, Fungi, Ascomycota, Sordariomycetes, Hypocreales, Clavicipitaceae. The record is from the annotation of a GenBank genome assembly.
CAACGCCCAUCGGUAGCCCACCUUUCGGCGGACGAGGGAUGCGCUUUCGGAGCUGGCGGGCGCGUGUCUUGUGACGACGGCCAUGCAGUCGGCCCGCAGACCGUGAAUUACGAACGUCCUUUAUCUCGUCGGCCGCCCGUUGUUUUCUUCUUUUCCACUUUCUUCUUCCUACGCUACGCUACUUUUUUAUCAUGUAGACUUCUUCUCCUCGUGCCGCUGGUUUCUCACCGUGUGGCCUUUUUCAGCACUUCCACUCUCUUUUCCCCAACUUAUACCGUUGGCCCUCGUCUGCGUCCAGGGUUCCGUAUUCACGCACACGUGUCCCCCUCACUGUUGCCCUCCCGUCCAAAGGGAGACCCAAUUCACUCGUCAACAUGGACACUCGAUGCCAAUGCGGUGCCGUUGCAUUCAAAACACCCUCCCCGUCGCCCCUGGCGCUGUAUAUAUGCCAUUGUCGCGGGUGUAAGUUGCAGACCGGCUCCGCCUUUGGCACGUCGGCCAUAUUCCCCCGGUUUGCGCUGCCGGAGAAUGAAAAUUUGAGCUGCUACUCCCGACCGACUGCCAAGGGACCUCUCUUAUACUGCUACUUUUGUCGUCAAUGCGGCACUAGACUCCUCCAUUCAACUCCUGCCCAAGAUUUUGUAUCCGUCAAGGGCGGCUGCAUCCAAGGCCUGGAUUGGUCCCAAGCCAUACAUAUCUGUACCAACAGCGCCAUGGUGCCCAUUCCUGAAGGAGCAGAAACUGCAUCAGAUGCAAGCACGCCAACCGAGUUUGUCAAACUGCAGAAUGCCAUCGACCAGCCUCCUUCACCCAGCGCAGAUGCGGAUACUAACGCAUAAGGACUCAUAUCAUUGGAAAUUCCGUUGAAUAUUGCAUUUAGUACGUCUUGGCCUUUGUUGUUUUCGGGGAGCUCACAAAGUAAAAUCAUGGCGCGGUAGACAUCGAAAAGCAUUAAAGGUAGGGGUGUUUUUCAUUUUGGGCGUGUAGCAGACUGGCAUUUUCAACUUCAACUCCCUUUUUAUAGGCGUAGAGAAUCAUAGUUUAAUUUAAUAAAAUGUCUAAACUAAUCUGGCUUCUGCGCUUUGCCGUUGGUCCUCGGCAUCUCCUCGGCUUUGUUCAUGUGCCGCCUCCGCAUCUGGCGCACUCGAGGCCGAGUGCUUCGCUGGGUCGAAAACAUACAUGGGGAAUUCCAACAAGAUGGUUCUCUUGAGAAUUGUCGGUACCUUCUCGUAUAACUGCGGUGGGAAGGGGAUAAGAAUGCUCGUGCGGUCCAGCCAGUGCUUAUAAGCCGGCCAGUUGUUGUUCUUCUCGUACCGGUCCUUUGAUUUUGGCCGCUCCGAAAGGGGCAUGCCAGAAAGGAACAUGAGAAGAAAUGUAAUGAAGAAAGGCCCUACAAUGGACGCGUAGAGUGCGUUGUAUGCCUCGUUAUUGACGUACCCGUCAGUCGCGGGCGAUACUGCAAUCAUAUAUAUACCUGCAUGUAUGAGUUAGCACUUGUUUUGCUGCCCUACUGACAACAAUUCUUACCGAAGUGAAGAAUAAUUUCACCAAAGUAGUUUGGAUGGCGGGAGACUGCAAAUAAUCCGCUGUCGCAUAUGGCGGAACGAUCGUGAGAGUUGCGGAACGCAAACUUUUGUGCAUCGCUGACCACCUCCAUAAAGAAGCCAAUCGCGAACAGAAUAAUACCGCCAAUAUCUCGGCCAGUGCCAAACUUGACUUGGUCGUAUUGUGUAAUAUUGGGCGAGUUAAGAACAGUAACUGGGAGGGACACCGUCCAGACCCAGACCAUCUGGAAGAUCCAGAAGCCAAGAAAGGAGAAGAACUCGGAGCGCAUCUCGUUGAAGCGAUCGUCAUGGCCAGUGCGCAAGAUACGGAAGAAGAGAAAGCCUGCUAGUCUUACAGACCAUACAAGCAUAAAUAUGGUGACAACGAGCUGGCGGACAUGUACAUAGCCUCCCAUUGCCAGUGUCACGAUGGCCAGAAUGGCAAAGUUGGAGCCACC